Molecule: messenger RNA, 1023 nt
Organism: Diaporthe citri
Lineage: Eukaryota; Fungi; Ascomycota; Sordariomycetes; Diaporthales; Diaporthaceae
Exons: 3
Coding region: 1-1023 (340 amino acids)
Molecular function (GO): zinc ion binding
Source: RefSeq, a predicted model, not a curated record
AUGCCUGAUCAAAUGAACUGCAAUACUUCAGUCGAUACCGCCUACACUCUUCCUGAUGUUCCGUUCACCCCCUGCGUGGACCUGUCCAUCUCCUGGUCCUUCAGUGCCAUAGAAUCUGGGGACAACUACACCCUCAUCCUGGUUGAUGCUCAGCAGGGCCUGGCUGCUGCAAAGGUCUGGGAUAAGGCCGAUUUCCCGGUGCUCGACGCUGGUUCAACGGUCUACCAGCAAUACAUGGGCGCUCCCAGAUUUGUUGUUCAAUCGCUCACACCACAGGAGAUCGAGGAGUACGCUGAUGGCGAUACCUUGAAGACACAUCUUUCUCACAUGAUCGACCAAACAGUAAGAGACAUGCCGAACUUCACCCGCUGCCCCAACCCAGACUGCAACUCGGGCCAGGUCCACGAAGGAGGCGAGUCCCACCCGUUCGUGACAUGCGCAGCCUGCAACACGCAGUAUUGCUUCCGGCACGGGGUCCCCACGCAACCCCAGCAGCAGUCGCCGCCCUCCCAGCACGACAACAUGUCCUGCGACGAAUACGACCGGUACCUCGCCGACCCGCUUCGCUUCCGGAGCGAGCACCAGCGGCAGCAGGAGCGCGCCGCGGUGGAGCGCAGGGAGCUCGAGGCCGUGGCCCGCGCGCGCGCAAGGAUGGACAGGAUCCUGGAGCAGCGACGCGCAGCCGCUGCCGCCGCCGCUGAAGAUAGCAGGAGGAGUAAGGAGGCGGAGGAUGCGGCGAGGGGUGAGCGGGAGCGCAGGACGAGGGAGGACGCGGAGAAUGCGGAGAGGGAUGAGCGGGAGCGCAAGGAGCGCAAGGAGCGCGAGGAGCGCGAGGAACGCGCGAGGCUGGAAGAGAGGCGGUACGAAGAGGAGCGCGCCAGAGCGGAGGCGGAUAGGCUGGCCAGGGCUGCUGAGAUUAUGAGGAGGAAGGCAGAAGAUGAGCAAAGUGAGUGGUUGAUUGGGAUCUCGACUAAGGGUUGCCCUCGGUGCGCGAAGAGAAUCGAGAAGAACGAAGGAUGGUGA